Messenger RNA from Heterobasidion irregulare TC 32-1, 2997 nucleotides. RefSeq lists its product as uncharacterized. Gene Ontology annotation, cellular component: mitochondrion. The record is from RefSeq and is a predicted model, not a curated record. Lineage: Eukaryota; Fungi; Basidiomycota; Agaricomycetes; Russulales; Bondarzewiaceae. The transcript has 2 exons. Bases 1 to 2997 code for a protein of 998 amino acids.
AUGGGCCGCUCCAGGCCCCGACCGCCUUCGACCGCAGCCCAGCCAGCAGUGGCGAGUACUCACGCUCACGCUCUCCGCAAGCCCGACCGACGGUGUGUUCUCGCGCCUGCUCUUCCAUCUUCCAUCCUUAUCGGUGUGUUCUCUGCACAGACGCACCUUAUCAGGGCAGCCCACCGCUCGAGCAAUAACGUCAUCCACGCAUCGUCGGCGUCCCCCGCACCCCCGGCCCCAAGUCUCGACCUCAACGCUGCGCACGUUAUCGAAGGCGACAGCGACGACGACGACGACGACGACGCGUUUUAUACUCCCCUCCCUUCGCCUUCCCGCUCCCCUAACCUCUCCCUCCUCGCCGACUCUGCCAUCGCGGCCCCACGGUCCCAUCAUCCACACAUGCAGCGCGUGUCCGACGGGUCCGAUUCUUCUGCAUCUUCUCUCGAGUCUUCAUCGACACCCCCUACCUCUGACGAGACACAUUCCGUCCUCUCUGCCGCCGCCUCCAAAUCGUCUGCCACCGCCGCCCCCUCACCCACUUCCGACUUUCUCUCGGCACGCCUUCGUCUCUCCUCGAAACCUUCCUCGUCUGCCUCUUCUCGCGCAUCCCACUCGGCGAGCCGCUCCGUAGCUUCUGCCCCUGCGCCCCUACCGCGUUCAUCCCGCAACACUUACACAGACGAGGACUGGGCAAAGGAGGUCCGCUGGCUUGUCACGCCCUCCGCUGCUGCCUCUGUCAAGUCGAGACGCCGCCAAUCCCUCCCUGUCGCCCCGGUAAACUAUGUCGACCUGCCCACCGUCUUCCAACCACGGCCCCCUCCUCCGCGCCGCGGACGUGCAAAGUCGGGCAGGGUCCGCACGAAAGUGCUCAUGACGGCCCUCAUGGAAGAGGACGAGGAUGCGAUGGCGGGCGAAGACUAUCACCUCCAGCCGGCCUCGUCCUCGCGAUCGCGAUCGCGCGCCCGCACGGCGUCCGACCCCACCUCUUCGCCCACCGUCUUGCGGCGCAGCAAUAGCCUGACUACCCCUAGCGGCCGCCACGGCGCCUCUCGUAACGGCGUACCAUCUCGCAGCAACUCCUUGAUUCUCCGCAGUAGUGCGGCCGGCUCGUCAGCGUCCCCGCGCUCGCCCUACACCCUCUCGUCUCGGACCGUAGCGCUCCCCACGCCCCUCCCCGUUCCCCCUCCUCCGUCCUCUGCCACCAGCGCCCCUGGCACCGAUGUCAACCUCGGCGCAACCGCGUCCCCCAGCACGUCGGGCUACACUACGCUGACGCUCCCGCGUGCAGCAUACACGCCUGCAAACCCGUGGCGCGCCCUCGGCGGCGGCCGCGUAGACCUCGCGCGCGACGGCAAAGCGCAGACGACGAUGGCGAGCGUCGAGAUCGUGCGCGGGGUCGCCCGCACGCUCCCCCGAGGCGGCCUUCUCAGGCGGGCGACAGCGCCGCGGAGAGCAUCGCUCGCAGGCAUCCCGUUCCGGACGAGUUUCGGGAGCAAGUCGGAACUGUCGCUGGCCCACGAUCCAGGAAAGAAGAAGAGCAAGGGAAAUGCGUCAUCUCCGCGCCCGUCGUUGCACCCGUCGUCCGCGUCGGCGUUGGCGCUGACGUCGCAUCUGUCGCCGCCGAGUUACUGCCCAGAGUCGCACGUGCUGAUACAGGUGUACGCGGUCGCGCUCGAGGGGCUGGACGCGCAGAUCGUUGCGGAAAAGGUCGCAGACGGGGCUGAGGGACGGGCGACGGGGUUCGUUCCCGGGCGAGGCGUGGUCGGACGUGUGGUCGAGUGUGGUUGGGAGGUGCGUGGGGAGGUGGCAAAGAAGGGCGAGUGGGUCGUCGGGCUGUUGGACGUUAGGAAGUGCGGAGCGCUGGCCGAGUUCGUGCUUCUGGAUCGACAUCGUAUACACCGCGUACCUCAACCGCACCUCCCAUCUCCGACCCUCUUCCCCUCACACGCCACCGAGGACCUUCCCCUCGGCCCUCCACAACCUGCCACCCUCGAGUCUCUCGCCCUGCUCCCCGUCGUUGGCAUCCCAGCCUACCGUUCCGUACGAACGUUCUUACUGUCGCUUGGUGGAGCCCCGGAGCCGGGCGCCGUGCAGCCGGCGAGCAGAGCGCUGAUCCUGCGGGGGCAGGACGGCGUCGGAGGUAUGGUGACUCGCAUGCUUCUCGCCCGGGGCGUGGGCGUCGUAGUGCACGUCGAGCCCGCCGUCGUCGACGUCGCCGAGUCCGACACGCCGCUCCUGAUGCUGUCGCCCCACGACGACAGGCACGACGACGAAGACGUCGAGCCCAACGCCCGAUUGGACGAGCUCUACCGGCGCGUGCGGGCAUGGGGCGCAGAGGGCCUGUGCGUCGGCGGCGCGGUCGACACGCUCGCGCAGCUCGACGCGCGCGGCGAGGCGUUCGAUUUCGUGCUCGACACCGUCGGCGGGAAGGACGUGUGGGAGCACGCGCACAGGAUGCUCUCGCGGCGCGCGCCGGAUGCGGGCGUGGGCGCGGGCCGCGCGCAGUUCACGACCGUCGUGGGCGACGCGAGCUCCGGGCACGCCAUCCCGACCGCGCACGACCACUGGCGCGCGGGCGUGCGCUCGCUGAAGCGCGCGAUGUCGUCGGGGUCGGGGUCGGGGUCCGUGUCGGGAUCGUCUUCGCCGGCGGCGCUGGCUUCGCUCCCGGGGUCCGCGGCGUCGUCCUGCGACCAGCUCUCGCACGAGGGGAAGGGGGCCAAGCGCGGCGCGGCCAAGGCGCCGCGGAAGGCGCGCCCGCGCACGGUCGGAUACUCGUGGGUGUCGUGCGUCGCGGACGUGGACUUUGAGGGCGGCGACGUGCGCGACGCGCUCGGCGCGCUCGUGGGGAUGCUCGAGCGCGGGCGCGCGAGCCCGCCGGGGGAGAUGAUUCGCGGGGAGGCGUACGGCGCGGGGCGCGUGCUCCCGCUCGAGCGGGCGCCCGAGGCGUUUGGGGAGGCGGGCCUUUUGGAGGGCGGCGGGACGGUCGUGGUGCGGGUCGUGGUGUGA